Molecule: messenger RNA, 1059 nt
Organism: Tachysurus vachellii
Lineage: Eukaryota; Metazoa; Chordata; Actinopteri; Siluriformes; Bagridae
Gene: mrpl28
Product: mitochondrial ribosomal protein L28
Exons: 6
Coding region: 145-906 (253 amino acids)
Cellular component (GO): mitochondrial large ribosomal subunit
Molecular function (GO): structural constituent of ribosome
Source: RefSeq, a predicted model, not a curated record
CUUGUUUGUUCUACGUCACCGGAAGCGGAUGCCUGUGUGCCCUUGACAGACACGUGUGUGUGUGUGUGUGUGCACAAGGAACAGGUCUGAAACGCUGAUAUAAAUCCGUGUGAUCUUCACCUUCGGCUGCUUGUCCUCAGCAAGAUGCCGUUACACAAAUAUCCACCACGACUGUGGGAAGCCUUGAAGUUAAGGAAAGGGAUCUAUGCCCGUCUGCCUCAGCAUUACCUGAAAUCCCAUCUGGAUGCAUCAUCGCCAACCGCAGUGCAUUGGAGACCUCUGGGAGUGAAAUACAGAGCAAACCCCAAAACAGGCCUCAAAGAGCGGGUUCAGGAUGUACCUAUUCCAAUUUAUUACCCCCCAGAGUCGCAAGACGGCCUGUGGGCUGGAGAGGGCUGGAUAUGUGGAUACAGAUAUGCCAAUAACGAUAAGCUCUCUGCAAGAGUGAAGAAGAUCUGGAAGCCUCAACUCUUUAAGAGGGAGCUGUACAGCGAAAUCCUUAACCAGAAGUUCAACAUCACAGUCACAGCUCGCACGUUGGAUCUUAUCGACGCCGCUUACGGCUUUGACUUCUACAUUCUAAAGACACCAAAGCAGGACCUGAACUCCAAGUUUGGCAUGGACCUGAAACGCGCCAUGCUCCUGCGGUUAGCACGCAAAGACACUGAGCUCUACCCAGACGAUCCAACUCGAAGGGAGAAGAUCUACAACAAGUACAAGCAGUUUGAGAUUCCUGCUGAGGAGGCGGAGUGGGUCGGCCUGAGCCUGGAGGAAGCAGUCGAGAAACAGAGACUCCUAGAACACAAGGAUCCUGAGCCACUUUACAAGAGUUGUGUGGAGAACCUGGUGAAGGAUCUGUCAAUGUUAAAACUCGCUGUACCCCAGAUUGUGGAAAAGAAAGACUGAUUAUAGCGUCAGUGAUAUGAGCACGAAUAAAAAUGUAUUUAUUAGAGCUUUGUUUUCUUUGCUUUUGUGUAACGAUGGCAUUUCAGAAUUGCCAUUAUCCUGUAAAUAUCAAAUAAAAAAAUUCAUCUUCUGAUGUUCUUUUGUCAGACAAAA